Aphidius gifuensis is the source of this 773-nucleotide messenger RNA. RefSeq lists its product as uncharacterized. Lineage: Eukaryota; Metazoa; Arthropoda; Insecta; Hymenoptera; Braconidae. The transcript is spliced from 5 exons. The coding region runs from base 41 to 730 and encodes 229 amino acids. The record is from RefSeq and is a predicted model, not a curated record.
UUUUAAUAAAAAAAUCUGAUGAAUAAUUUUUAAUUUCCAGAUGAGAAUGAAACGUACCUGUUUUUUUUUUAGUCUCCGUACUGGCUGCAUUGUUAUUGCAAUAAUAUCAAUAUUAUUUCCAUUAUUCUCAGUAAGAGACAUGAUGAUGUACGGUGAUAAAUCACAUAGAAUUGAAGUACCAUGUAGUCGUAAUAAAACAAUAAAUUAUUCUCGUGGAAGAGUUCGUUUAGAAACGGAUUAUAACGAUGAAUUGAUACACAAUGGAAAUAUUAUAUUUGCAUAUUAUGUACCAUUAAUAUUUUCUGAUUUAAUUGGACAUUUUUUUAUAUUUUUUCACUUGAUAUGUUCGGGUUUAUUGCUUGGUGGAACAUUUAUGACUGAAAAAUCAAGUCUUCUUCCUUGGCUUGGACUUGGUGCUUGUUGUACACUUUUACAUGUUGGAUCAGCCAUCAAGGAAUUGACGAAAUUACCAUCACUAAUAUGUCCAACUAAUUCUCUGUUAAUUUCCAUCAUCCAAAUAUCAAUAAUUUACAUACUUGAAAUAUAUAUUGUGAUUCUGGUAUACAGUUAUUACAAACAACUGGAUGAGGAAAUAAUAUGUGAUGAAUCAGAUGAAUCAGUUAUUAAAAAUCAAAUUAAUAAAACAAAUGAUGAUGCAAAUAUGAUUCCUGAAGUUGUAACGUGUACAGUUUUAAAUCAGAUGAAUUACAUUUGCGAGCCAAUUGUUUAAAUAUAUUUUUUAUAUAUUAUAUUUAUCAUCAAAUGACUAAAAU